This is a messenger RNA of Eurytemora carolleeae, 833 nucleotides long. RefSeq lists its product as uncharacterized. The coding region runs from base 92 to 622 and encodes 176 amino acids. The transcript has 2 exons. The record is from RefSeq and is a predicted model, not a curated record. NCBI's taxonomy places the organism in Eukaryota, Metazoa, Arthropoda, Copepoda, Calanoida, Temoridae.
UAUAAAAGGAGCAAGUAUACUCCGCUCUACAAUACAGUCUAUAAAGAGUUCAAAUACAGUUUAUAUACACUCUACACUGCAGCAAGCAGACAUGAAUCACUUGGUGUUUACCAGUGUUCUGGUCCUGGCAGUUGUAGCAGUGGCGGCCUCCGAGACCUUGAGUCCAGCUCGAGGCAGUGAGAAAUCACUAAGUUUAAUCCGUAUUAGCAGAGAUGUUGCACCAAUAGUCAACCAGAAACGAAAGAAUCCCAUUCACUCUGGAAUCCCUUUUUUCUUCAGUAACAGACCUUUUCAGAAACCCCGAGUUCGUUCAAAGGAAGGAUCUUUUAGCUUGACCCGUGAAAGACGUGCUCUAAAGCCUGAGCCUAAUGAAAAGCGCGAGAACCCCAUUCACUCUGGAAUCCCUUUUUUCUUCAGUAACAGACCUUUUCAGAAACCCCGAGUUCGUUCAAAGGAAGGAUCUUUGAGCUUGUCCCGUGAAAGACGUGCUCUGAAGCCUGAGCCUAAUGAAAAGCGCAAGAACCCCAUUCACUCUGGAAUCCCUUUUUUCUUCAGUAACAGACCUUUUCAGAAACCCCGCGUUCGCUCAAAGGAAGAAUCUUUAGAGUUAACUUUUGAAUAGUCCUAGCUGAUCUUAGAUGAUAGACAAGUACAAGAACUCAAAGCUUUCGUGAAUCCAUUUAAAACAAUAUUAUGAUCUUUUAAACAUCAAAGUUUGCACUAAGAAUAAGUGUUCAAGUUUGUUUCAGAUUGAUGUGAUCUAAAAGCUUUUAAAAGCUAAAUAAUCCCAUAGAUUCAUGAUUUUAAAAUAAGAGCUUUAUAGUGGAAACUAA